This is a messenger RNA of Sinocyclocheilus anshuiensis, 2433 nucleotides long. Its product is annotated as sodium- and chloride-dependent GABA transporter 1-like. The record is from RefSeq and is a predicted model, not a curated record. Gene Ontology annotation, biological process: sodium ion transmembrane transport; amino acid transport; nitrogen compound transport. The coding region runs from base 211 to 2010 and encodes 599 amino acids. Gene Ontology annotation, cellular component: plasma membrane. The transcript has 15 exons. Gene Ontology annotation, molecular function: gamma-aminobutyric acid:sodium:chloride symporter activity. Lineage: Eukaryota; Metazoa; Chordata; Actinopteri; Cypriniformes; Cyprinidae.
CGAGAGAGAGAAAACGGGAAACUUUUUGCCCUAGCUGGGACAUUGGGUCAGUUUCAUUUGGUUCUGUUGUUAAUGAAGAAUUUGAGUUCACCUCUAGUUGGUGGCAUCUCGACUCACCUGACUACAGAAUAAAGACGUCUCAGAGACGGAUAAUACAGUACUGGACUGAGGUGGAUUAUUGUCUGACUGUGGUGUGACGUUGUUCCUGUGAUGGGGAAGACUGGCCAGAGCACGGUGGACCUCAACUCACCCUCAGAUGUGAAGCAGGCUGUCCCAUUUGAGGACCUGGAUCACAACAGUGUUCCUGUAGAAGAGGAGAAGGAGAAUACAGUACCAGAUAGAGGAUCUUGGAAGGGAAAAUUUGACUUUCUACUGUCCUGUGUUGGAUACGCCAUUGGGCUGGGAAAUGUGUGGAGGUUCCCAUAUCUGUGCGGAAAGAAUGGUGGAGGAGCUUUUCUCAUACCAUACUUCACUACUCUGGUGUUUGCUGGAAUCCCACUGUUUCUGCUGGAGACGGCAUUAGGACAGUACACAUCAGUGGGGGGGCUAGGAGUGUGGAAAUUAAUACCCAUGAUGAAAGGUGUGGGUCUGGCUGCUGUAGUUUUGUCCUUCUGGCUCAACAUCUAUUACAUCAUCAUCAUCGCCUGGGCUCUGUACUACCUCUUCAACUCUUUCAAAGCAGAGUUACCAUGGCAAACUUGUGAUAACCCUUGGAACACUGAUCGCUGCUUUUCCAACUACAGUCUGAUGGACACCACCAACCUGACCAGUGCCGUCACUGAGUUCUGGGAGAGGAACAUGCAUCAGUUAACAAAAGGUUUGGAGGAACCAGGGGAAUUGCGCUGGCCGUUGGUUGGAACAUUAGCAUUGUCUUGGAUUCUUGUCUAUUUCUCAAUCUGGAAAGGAGUGGAGUGGACGGGGAAGGUGGUGUAUUUCUCCGCCACGUAUCCUUACUUCAUGCUCUUUAUUCUGUUUUUCCGUGGAGUCACUCUCCCUGGAGCGUUAGACGGCGUCCUCUUCUAUGUCACCCCAGACUUCAACAAGCUAUUGAAAUCUGAGGUGUGGUUGGAUGCUGCCACUCAGAUCUUCUUCUCUUAUGGUCUGGGUUUAGGUUCUCUCAUUGCUCUGGGCAGCUACAACUCCUACAACAAUAAUGUCUACAGAGAUUCUAUCAUUGUGUGCUGUAUUAACUCCUGCACCAGUAUGUUUGCUGGGAUCGUCAUAUUUUCCAUUGUGGGCUUCAUGUCAUACAUCACAAAGAGACCCAUUGAAGAACUGGCUGCUUCAGGUCCUGGUUUGGCAUUUCUGGCCUAUCCGCAAGCUGUCACACAGCUUCCCAUGUCUUCACUCUGGGCUAUUCUCUUCUUCUCAAUGCUCAUGAUGCUGGGAUUGGACAGUCAGUUUUGUACAGUGGAAGGCUUCAUAACAGCUCUAAUGGAUGAAUAUCCCACAGUCCUGAGGAAGAGAAAGAAACUGUUCAUCCUCAUUGUCUGUAUUAUAUCCUUUGUCAUUGGUUUCUCCAGCAUCACCCAGGGCGGCUUAUAUGUGUUUAAAUUGUUUGACUACUAUUCGGCCAGUGGAAUGUGUCUCCUGUUCCUGGUCUUCUUUGAGACAAUCUCCAUUUCCUGGUUCUAUGGCGCAGAUAAAUUCUAUGAAAAUAUUGAAGAUAUGAUUGGUUAUCAGCCUUGUGGCUUUUGGAAAUAUUGCUGGAUUUACUUUACUCCAAUAAUCUGCUUGGGUGUUUUCACAUUCAGUGCAAUAGAAAUGACUCCUCUGACACUAGGGAAGUAUGUGUACCCGACCUGGGGUCAGGGCAUCGGCUGGUUAAUGUCCCUCUCUUCCAUGAUUUUAAUACCCGGUUACGUCAUCUAUAUGUUCUUCUCUACCAAAGGCAGCAUCCGACAGCGUUGGCAUAAGAUGACCGAACCCACUGAGCUCACAACCUCGGAAACCAAUGAUCCCACACAACAAUCCACACAGACAUCAAGUACAGAUGAAGCUUCUGUCUGAGAUUGUGCAAUGGACAUUAAAGACCAGCGGAAAAAUAACUUUUCCUCCCAUACUUUUUGUCUCUUGGAGAGUCUACAACAGAUGGAAGUGGACUAUACACAUGUUCGUCUGACUGUUUUUCUCCCAUUUUAUUUCCGUACAUGCCUCUCUGAUGUUGCAUAAUGUAAUGUGAGGGGUUGCAGUACUUGUGUCUGUCUUCAGUGGAGAAUGCAAUUUCAGUGACUGACAAUUUCAGUGAUCAGUAUAAAUCUAGAUCCAGUCCAGGCAGUUGAUUGGAAGGUCUACAUAACUGUUGCAUACCUGUUUUAUAUAAAAUUUCUCACAGUAUUUACCUCAAGAUGGUGAGUGAAUGCAUGUGUUUAGUGGUGUGUUUCUCUUGAUUUCAGCAUUAUAGUGGCUAAUUUUGAAGGCCACGUAUGAUUG